AUGAAAUUGUUUUCACGAAGUCUGCUAAAUGAAUUGCAGAGCCUGAUAACAGGAUUGAUUUGCAACAAACCAGAAGAUCCGAUUGAAUUCUUAGAAAGUUCUCUCAGUAAAGUACGGCAAAACCCGAGUUUCGAAUACAAAUGGGAUUCAUUUGUUGACAAGAAGGUGCUUCAAGAAUAUGAUCAACCGUCCGUCACGUCUGGUCUGACAGUUUCACCGACUGAAAAACCGAAGAAAAAAGCGAAGUCAAGGACACCAGGUAUCAAAAAACAAGCCACAAGAGUUAGUCCCAAUAGAUCUGUCGUCUCUUCUACGGUUACUACCAACAACAAAUCUUCGUUUCGGCCUCCAUCCGUUAUGCAAACUGCAGAAGCGGCAUCAAUACCGGAUGUGCCAAUCGUUUUAUUCAUGGGAGGUCCAGGAGGUGGCAAAACACGACAUGCAGCGCGAGUGCAGGAAGCGUUAAGCAAAUUCGGCCUUGUGCAUAUCUGUAUGCCCGAUAUGAUCCGAGUAGCGAUCGCGAAAUAUCAGAACAGUAAUUUAGAAUGGAAGGAAGCAGCACAACGGUAUCAGCGAGGUGAACUGAUACCCAAUAAUUUAGCGCUUGGACUCGUGAAAGCUGAAAUGAGUAGGCAUCAGGGGGCAAAAGCCUUCUUCCUUGAAGGAUUUCCACGUGAAGCACGCCAGGUUGAGAGUUUCGAACGUGAGGUAAAACCUGUAAACAUGGCAAUGAUUCUGGAUUAUGAUGAAAUUACGCUGCGACAUCACAUGGAAAGUCGUGGAUUAGAUGCAGAAAUUAUUGAUGCCAAAAUUCGUGAAUUCAAGCUGAAAACUUUGCCAAGUGCCAAAUAUUUCGAUGAUCAACGAUUAUUACAUCUGAUACCUGGAGAACAGACCGAUCAAUGGAUUUUUGAACGUAUGAAAUUGCUAAUUCAGCGAGCGAUGGAACUUGGUGUACCAGUUACAACCUCAAAAGUGGCUUCAAGAGCGGAAUCGCCACUGCAACGACCUGAUGCGGUUGCUACUGUGGCAGAAGCUGUGGCAAUUGUGGAAGCUGCAGUAGCCACUGCGCAAACAUCCGAAAAUCGAUCACGUUCCCCAACAAAAGUCGAAGUAGAAGAGAAUGAAACGAAAGCAGAUCCAAUAUUAAGCAGUGCUACAGGAACGGAAGGUGAACCUGCUACAUUAGUUUUAAACUCCCCGGUAACAGCAAGGGAUGUAAUAAACACGACAACGUCAGCAUCUGAAAAGGCUACAUCAAAGACGAUAUCUGAAAAAGAUAAACCAUUAACAGCCUCAAAACGUCAAAUUUCACGCAAAGGAAAUGCGACUAAUGAAUCAAAACUCGCAGAAGUGAGAACUGAUUCCGCGAUAACAAACACCGAAGUACGCGAGAGAUCACAGAUAUCAGGAAUUACAAGUGAAAGCAUUACACAGCCAGCACUAGUAACGCCAGUUUCAACAAAUAAUGCACCAAAUGUGGAAGGGUCAUCGCAAUCAUCGAGACAAUCGACCAAAUCAUAUACUAAGAGGACACUAAGCAAAAUCAGCAGGACAGUUUCACAAACUUCAAAAUCAUCCGAAACUUCACGUCGAUCUGCACACAGCGUCAAAAGUGAAAGUCAGUCAGCACAGAGUAUCAAAAGUGAGAUCAUUUCAGCUCAGCUAAUUGGCGGACCAUCGCCCGAUUCAAAAUCAAACGUUUCCGCAGUGGAUAAUCGUUUUUCGCCAGGUCUACCCAAUAACGCAUCAGCCAUCGUUAUUGUUGGACCUCCAGGAUCUAAUAAAGCGGAAAUUUCAAAGCGUAUAGCUGUGCGAUACGACGGUUUCAUGUAUCUUAGUAUGGGUGAUUUACUUAGGAAAGAGGUACAAGCAAAUGCGGAUGAUCAAUUGUGGCAAAGAAUUGGGAAGAAAAUGGAUGCUGGUGAAGCGGUGCCUACGAAAAUCUGUCGUGAAUUGCUUUACUCAAAAAUUUACGAUGAGGAUAAUAUUAGUAGCGGUUAUAUUAUAGAAGGUUAUCCACGGACAAAAAAUCAAGCUAUCGAUUUUGAAAAUCAGAUUGAUCGACUUGUUUCGGUGAUUUUAAUCGACUGCACUGAAGAUUUUUGCAUUGAAACUAUUAAGAAACGCAACAAAGAGGGGAUAUUAGUUAGAACAGAUGACAAUCCAGAAGUAAUAAAUGCUCGACUACAGAUGUUUAAGCAAAAUACGCUACCGAUGUUGAAGUAUUUUGAUGACAAAGGGAAGCUUAAAGUGGUCGAUGGCGAUAAUAACUUAGAGAAGAUUUUUGAGGAAAUUGUUGAAGAACUCGAUAGCACUAUUCUCGCUAAAGAUCCAGAAUGCGGGGGAAGCCAGUCAUUAUCGGAAGAAUCACAAAAGAAAAUUGCGGGACAAUAA
Messenger RNA from Brugia pahangi, 2397 nucleotides. NCBI's taxonomy places the organism in Eukaryota, Metazoa, Nematoda, Chromadorea, Rhabditida, Onchocercidae. The record is from the annotation of a GenBank genome assembly.